AUGUUAUUGUGUUUCAUAAUUUCUUUAUUUUGUAAUAAAUUGCAGUUCUUUAUCUUCUCUUUCAAAGAAACAGAGACUGAUCGUCAGAACCGCCCAGGCGAUGAACUCCUGUUCAAUAUUCCAGACUUCUUCCGAUCAUUAAUAUGUUGCAAGAAAGAAAGCUGGAGUUUGGGCAGCGACUCUUCACCAACUCAUCGUUCUUACAAUGGAAACAAUGCAAAGGUAUAUUUGUAUAAGAUGACGACCUUUGAUUGAGGGAAAUGUUAAUAUAUAAGACGGCUAGUGAAAUAUGGUACUUGGUACGACGGUUGUAAAAAGAUGAUAUUUUAGUCUAAACGAUAAGCGCGUCUUUUGUGAUAAGCGCGUCUUUUGAUCUAAUCGUACCUAAGCAAUCAGGCGUCUUUGCCAUCAUACAGAAGUCUAAACAUAUAAAACAAUACACUCAAUAACAAUUUUGCUUCAGCAAGGAAACGUCGUAUCUUUCCUUGUCUUAAAAAAGUUUAAUUCAGAGAAAAUUUCACCUCCCACAUUCAGCUGCUAGAGAUUGUCGCCCAAGCCUGAUUCGGCGUACCGUCCAAGCAGCUAUACUACGUUUGCUUUGAUUUUCAGGAAACUAAAAAUGGUGAAGAAAUCCAGUUGGAGGAUAUGGAUCGGUCUGGUGGACUGGUUAAAAUUGAACCGUGCUCGUGUCAAAAGAAAAAUGGGAAAUGUAGUAUCCAUGCAUAAAAUAAAGUUCUUGAAAGGUUCAAACUAUAUUCAUAUAUUAAAACUGCAAAGUCCUAUUAAAAGCGUAUACAUGCAAUACAAAAAAUGUAUAGAAAUGCAAAGAGGCUAAUUAGUUCAUCAGAAACGAUUAUGACAGGCAAUAAUACUUUUCGGAUUUGGAUAUGAUUUUCUGGACAAUUAUUACUUAAACGAAGAGUAUCUGUAUGGCAUAACACAAUAACUAAAGGGUUCGGAAAUUUUCAAAAGUUACUGCUAACAGCCGUUGCUAUGGCAACAAUGGCGUCACAACAUGGCGGAUAUGUUAUGUUUAAAGCAAUUUAACUCGAAAGAAAACUUCGGCGACCCCCAUUUUUUGUUUCAUAAAAUGAUUUCUAUUGGUAUUUUAAAUUAUUUUCAUGAUUUAAAAAAAAUUCUGUCAUGCCGAAAUUUUUAACUCCUUAGUUAUUGUGUUAUAGCAGUAGAUAGUCUUUGUUUUGAAAAAGUGUAGCGAGCCACCUUAACUGCAAUUUUACUGCCAUUACAUGACAGCACUACAAAAUAAUGUGUGUUACAUAGUGCAAUGUUUUAAUGUGUCGCAGUUAAAAUCGCCAUGUUGACAUUUCCUAUAUCAAUAAAAUUGUAAUCAUGCCAAGCAGGUUCUUUCCCAGGCAUCUUUUAUUAAGACUGCUAAAUCGUGUUUAAACUUUCUUUGCAUUUCUAUACAAUUUCUUAAAAUUGAGAUUACUGGACAAAAAGUAAGUUUACUAUAGUGAUUACUAUGCCUUUGAUACAAAUAAGUUGCAAUUUAUGAUCUGCAGAUGGCCAUCGAUCGUGCCGUUCCCGAAGUGGGCAUACAUGUGUAUCAAUGUACAUUAUACAUGCACCACACUACAGUGUAACAAAGAAAAUUUCAGUCUCCUUCAUUUAAAUUAGUUUAUAUAUUCUUGUUAAGAAUUAGAAUUAAGGUAUAUAUUGUAAAUCCGUUUACCAUUUAUCGAUUUACGUUAAUAAUCAGCUUAAAAAUCCCAGUUAGGAUUUGCAUAUCCCUGGAGUAAAAUGUAUUCAUCCAUAUUUGGUUAAACUUUAAUUUAAGGUGGUCUUAAUUUAAUUUAAUUUAAACUUUGGUUAAAC
Paramuricea clavata is the source of this 1836-nucleotide messenger RNA. The record is from the annotation of a GenBank genome assembly. NCBI's taxonomy places the organism in Eukaryota, Metazoa, Cnidaria, Anthozoa, Malacalcyonacea, Plexauridae.